UUAAUGCUUCUUAAUAAGUUUUUUGUUCGCAUCUGCUAAAUUCUGGUAUAAAAGGAGGAUCAGGUACUUCAGAUGUACAAAACCUAGUUUGUGCGUCGUCAACGAGAGAGGGAACAGAUAGAAAAAGAAAAGAAAAAAUCACCCAGAUAUGGAGGAGUCUUGGUUGUUUCAAUAUUCAAAUAAUCCAGAAUUAUCAAGGUUUGGAUCCGCGGAGCAGUUUUCCGGUAGCUGUGAGUGGGAUGAGCUUCUUCUCAACUUCAAUAACCCUGAUGAAACGGUUUGGUCGGAUUUGUUGGGUGAUGUAGAAGAAAGGCGUAAAGCAUCAUCAGAGUCUAAUAACACCUCCAUCGAUGGCGGCGUAAAGGAGGAAGAGGUUUGCUCAGAGGAACCCAAGAAAGUGAAGAGUUAUAGAGGGGUGAGAAAAAGGCCAUGGGGUAAAUUUGCAGCUGAGAUUAGGGAUUCAACCAGAAAUGGUGCCAGGGUUUGGCUUGGAACAUUCGACAGUGCCGAAGCAGCUGCUUUAGCAUACGACCAAGCCGCAUUCUCAAUGAGAGGUCCAUUGGCUACUCUCAAUUUCCCCAUCGAAACCGUCAAGGAAUCCCUUCAGGAACUCAAGCAUCGAUGUGAUGAAGACAAGGGUUGCUCGCCUUUGGUGGCUCUCAAGAAGCGCUACUCCUUGAGGAAAAGAUCCAAGAACAAGAAAAUCAAGCCGAACGCCGCCGCAUUAAGGCAACAACAAAACUUGCUGGUUUUUGAGGAUUUAGGACCUGAUUUCUUGGAACAAUUGUUAAGCUCAUGUGAGUAA
Messenger RNA from Gossypium arboreum, 805 nucleotides. RefSeq names its product ethylene-response factor C3-like. Gene Ontology annotation, molecular function: DNA binding; DNA-binding transcription factor activity. Gene Ontology annotation, biological process: ethylene-activated signaling pathway; regulation of DNA-templated transcription. The coding region runs from base 149 to 805 and encodes 218 amino acids. Lineage: Eukaryota; Viridiplantae; Streptophyta; Magnoliopsida; Malvales; Malvaceae. The transcript has a single exon. The record is from RefSeq and is a predicted model, not a curated record.